AUGGUAGCUAAGCACUUCACUGAUCUGAAAGAGAUCACCAGAGAACUCAAUCAAGCUGUCGAUGACAAGAAGCUUCUAGAGAAAAUGAGAAGGGAAGCUAAAUCUGAGUCUGAAAGAAAGGAUGUGAACAAAGGAAUUCUUGAUAUCACCAAAGCCCUCACUGUCAUGAGGAACAACAAGAUUGAUUGGCACUCCAAGAUGAAAAUAGAUGUAUCUCAGCUUUGUGAUCACAUAAUCGAAGAGAUUAAGCGUCAAGAAGAUCUGGCUCGAUGCAGGGAGAAAGAAGAAAAAUGUCAGAGAGCCCAGGACAUAACAAAUAAGCCAAAAGAAGUCAAGGACCAUCAUGUCCAAUCUACUUCAGCUGAUGCUCCAAUUGACACAAGUGCCCCACUGCAGCAGAUUCCUCCAUCCCCUCGUCCUGAGGAAGCAGCCGAGCAACAAGUUGAACCUAUGGUAGUUGUUCCUACCUCAAUCGAACAAGAAGCUGAUGUUGUGGACAUAUAUCUUGUCAAUCCUAAUGAAGUCGGCGUCAUGCCUGAGAAGAAUGCUCAUGAAGAAAAGGUUGACGAAGAAAUUGAGAUGGAAAGGCAAGUCCCGUCGCCUAUGAAGGAUAUUCAAGGUGAACCCUCUGGAUCCACUAAGGAGGGAGAAAAGGUUGAGGGGGAGCAAGUUGCUGCCCAAGGUACCACCGCCAUGGUCUCCUCAUCUGGUGCUGCUACCCCGAUGGAGGUUGACCCUGCUCCUUGUUCUUUGGCUUCAUAG
Molecule: messenger RNA, 762 nt
Organism: Aegilops tauschii subsp. strangulata
Lineage: Eukaryota; Viridiplantae; Streptophyta; Magnoliopsida; Poales; Poaceae
Source: RefSeq, a predicted model, not a curated record